Messenger RNA from Amoebophrya sp. A25, 437 nucleotides. The record is from the annotation of a GenBank genome assembly. NCBI's taxonomy places the organism in Eukaryota, Dinophyceae, Syndiniales, Amoebophryaceae.
CAAAAUCGGAUAUAUUUCCUCAGUGGCAUAGAAAUUGAUGGAUUGAAUAAGAAUGGGAUGUGAUGAAGCGACACGCAAGAAUUUGACAUUUUCCUCUGUUUUCUUCUCCUUCACUCAGCGUUUUUGCGCGUCGUGAAUGGACAUUAUGGCAUCUCCUAAAAAAAUACAUGUCGUUGUCCGGAAUGCGCUUACCGGUGAUGUUCUGUCUCCUGUCGCAAGCGAUGAUGACAACCACGAUGAGACAGCUGGCGCACGCCGCUCCGGAAGUGUAGCUGGUCCAGGAAAGUUGGGUAGUGAUGAUGUUGAAGGACAUGAUUUUGUGCCGUUUUUUUGUAGCUUCGAGCCCCGCACCAUGUGCGUCCGCGAUCUCAAGCGCCUAGUGGCGAGAAAGCUGACAUCGCGACUGCGGGAAGAAGCCCAACCAGGUGUACCAGCAG